CAGGCUCAGUUAUAAUAUAUUUAAAGGUGAAGAAAAGGUCCGCGGGAGCCCCGGCCGCUAUGAGUCUGGAAUCCUUGCUUCAGCACAUCAUCUUCUCGGAGCAUCAGGCCGAGGAGAGUCGGCGCUUGAUGAGAGAGGUGAGAUUGGACAUAAGCAGAUGUCGUGAAAAAAUUUGGAAAGCAAUGGAGAAGCUGAAUGAAGAGAAAAUCAUAUUGGAAGCCAAGGUUCAACAACUUUCUGAAAAAUCCUUCCUCUUACAACUUUUGAAAAUUCAUGAAAAUGCCUUAGAAAGACAGUGCAGUCAAAUUACAAACCAAAGAAAUAUGCUUCUCCAAACCUUUGAUUCCACAAAGAAAAAAAUUACAGAAGAGGAGGAAAAAUUUACAAAGGAAAUUACAGACUUCAAUAAAGAAUAUGAAAUAAUAAAGAAAAGAGAAUUUCUAAUGAAAGAAAAUGUCAAGAUUGAAAUAUCUGAUUUGGAAAUCCAGGCUAACAUUUUGAAAAGUGAAAUGAAGUCAAUGGAACAUGAUUGUAGCCAGUUAAAUAAAUUUCAUAAACAAAAGAGUGAAUUACUACAAGAAUUAUUUAUACUACAAGGAAAACUUAAAGUUUUUGAAGAUAAAAAAAAUGAAGCUAUUUGUACUACCAAAUACUUAGAAGCGGAAAAAUUAAAAACCAGUGAAAAGCCACAAAAUGAUCCUGAAUGCUUAAGACUGAAAAAAGAAUUAGAUCUUUAUAAGGAAGAUGACAUGCAAAGUGUUUAUGAAGCUCUCCAAACAGAAAUAGAAUUUUUGGAGUUGACAUUGGCACAGAAAGAUCUUCAGUAA
Messenger RNA from Condylura cristata (star-nosed mole), 827 nucleotides. It is a transcript of the gene CCDC172, whose product is annotated as coiled-coil domain containing 172. NCBI's taxonomy places the organism in Eukaryota, Metazoa, Chordata, Mammalia, Eulipotyphla, Talpidae. The transcript is spliced from 8 exons. The record is from RefSeq and is a predicted model, not a curated record. Gene Ontology annotation, cellular component: cytoplasm. The coding region runs from base 60 to 827 and encodes 255 amino acids.